AUGGUAUAUAUAUAUAUAAAAAAGCAACAUGAAGCAAGGGAAGUUAAACGUCUUGCUUAUGAUGAAGAACUUUCUAUCAGAGCAAAGCUCUGGGGUACUUCCUCCAACCGUAUAGAAUUCCGUGAAGAAAUGUGUAAAGAUCUUAGUAAUUUUCAAGAUCAUUUCCACAAGAAAAUCACCCCCCUUAUUGACCGUCGUUCCGUCCUUCAAAAUAGACUUACACAAAAGAAAAACAUAUACAAAACUAACAAACAAUUGCUCCAACUAGAGUAUGAAUUAGGUCGUUUUAAUAUCGACUAUUUUUCGGUCAUAGAUGACAACGGACCCCAUUAUCGUUACAAAGGACACACGUCAGAAGACACAAAAUUACUUGAACUCAGACCACACAAACGUCUUCCUAACCUAUCUACAAAUAUAGAUAGGCACACCGUAGAGAUCAAAAAAUUGAGACUAGAUAUCAUGUCUCCUGAUGACUCUAAAGUCUUCACUUCGCCUUAA
Rhizophagus irregularis DAOM 181602=DAOM 197198 is the source of this 498-nucleotide messenger RNA. NCBI's taxonomy places the organism in Eukaryota, Fungi, Glomeromycota, Glomeromycetes, Glomerales, Glomeraceae. The record is from RefSeq and is a predicted model, not a curated record.